This is a messenger RNA of Scheffersomyces stipitis CBS 6054, 2400 nucleotides long. RefSeq names its product Spc98p (gene SPC98). Gene Ontology annotation, biological process: microtubule nucleation; mitotic cell cycle; cytoplasmic microtubule organization. Bases 1 to 2400 code for a protein of 799 amino acids. Gene Ontology annotation, cellular component: gamma-tubulin complex; spindle pole; equatorial microtubule organizing center. The record is from RefSeq and is a predicted model, not a curated record. The transcript is spliced from 4 exons. NCBI's taxonomy places the organism in Eukaryota, Fungi, Ascomycota, Pichiomycetes, Serinales, Debaryomycetaceae. Gene Ontology annotation, molecular function: gamma-tubulin binding; microtubule minus-end binding.
AUGGCACUUGACCGUAAUCAGCUCAUACGAGUCUACUCCAGCCGCCUUGUUAAAUCUUUGGUUCCGGCAGAGUUUGGCGAAGAGUUCAUCCACAGUGUAACCAACGACCUUCUAACUUCAUUCAACAACAACUUGUCCCAGCCAACAACUCAUUCACAAAAUGAAAUAAACAGCAUAACCAACAAGUUCAAGACUUCCUUCUUGUCACACGGAGCCAAACUGCAAUGGGUGUCCUUUCAACGGGUUUUGGAAUCUCUUUUACGAUUCAAGUCAGUAGAUCAAGUCUGUAAUUAUUUGAUUUUCUUGGACGCUCUCCAAAAUCCAGAAUCGCAAACAUUCGGAAACCCAAACAGAGACAAUAUCAACGCCAAAAACUGGAUUUCACAGGAAACACUUUCUCAGAUCAUUGAGCCAUACUACGAAACACUCUCCGAAGAAUCGAUAUUGGCGUAUUUGUCUUUCACAUUACUUGGCCUUGAUUCCAAGCUUUUAUCUUUCCUGAAUAACAAAGAAAUUGAAAUCCCGGCCACCGUCAAUAGGAGCUACUCAGGUCUCUUGACUAAUAUAUUGGAAUGUGCAUUGUUAUAUAAAAACUUGCAGAUCUUUAUAGAAUCCAAAAUGGGCAAGAUGAGCUCACCAAUCAAAACAGCUUACUUGAGAGUUCUAGAACUACAGAUUAAUUCUUACGUUACCCACAUCAACGACUUAUUCACAGUACAACCUAGCUCCUUGAUAGCAGUGUACAAUUCGAUUUAUCCAUGGAUACCGAAAUUGAGGUUCCUUUACUCACUUACUCUUGAUCAGGACACAUUGAAUGGAUUCGAUUUCUUGACCAAGGUUUACGGUCUUACAAAGUUUGGAGAUGUGGUCAUCAGAGAGUUGAGUGAAGUUAUCUUCUACGACAUUUCCAAACCAUACUUUGAAAUCCUUGAAAAUUGGAUCAUAAGCGGAGAUCUAAUUGACAAUAGCGAUGAUUUCUUUAUCAAGUUUAACCCAGAGAAAAACUACAUCAAUGACAUAAUAGAUUUUAUUCCCACAAAAAUCCCAACAUUCAUUAGUAAACGGUCAGGAUAUAAGAUUUUCCAGAUCGGCAAAACACUAAUAUUCUUAGCCAAGUACUGCAAAGAGCUCAAUUGGCUCAACCAAUACACUCACAAAUACACUACAGAGAUAUUUCUGGUGAAUGGAGGCUUGCAGUCAAUGUCAAUUAAUGAUGUAACUGAAGUUGUUAACAACCAAUAUUAUGAUGUUAUGAAUUACCUCACCACCGUGUUGCAGGGACCUAAGAAUGAACUAUACACACAUUUGGUCAAUUUUAAGAAAAUUUACUUCACUGACAGCAAUGACUUCAUAGACGUAUUAAUUUCCAAAGGAACGAGGAUAUUUGAAGAAUCUUCAACAAACAUAUCUUCAACAUAUCUCUCGCAGGUGAUCACGGAAGCUGUUAACUACUCCUCUAUGCAACAUUUCAGGUACAAGAAUCGAGUGGAUGCAAGAGUAUUAAAUCCUACACACGGUAACGUUGGAUGGGAGGUAUUUACAGUUGAAUACAGAAUUGAGGAUUUAGCAAUCAAUUAUUUACUUGAACCACAAAUGAGCCAGUAUCUCAAGAUGUUCCAUUUCGUAUGGAAAAUCAAGCACUUGCAGUUUGUAUUGAACAACAAUUUUGUUGAUGCAACCAAUUUGAAAAAGAAUGACUUAAAAAGUAUAUUACAGAAGUAUCGCAAAAUUCAGAGAAAGAUCGUUUGGGUUACGAAGGCAUUCAACACAAGCAAUCUAAUUCGGGCACAUAUGCAGAAGUUCUUGAAUUCCUUGAUAGGAUAUAUAUCGUACGAUAUUAUCGAGAACAACUUCAACUCAAUUAUCAACCGAAGCUACUUCAAGACCAAUAUUGCCGAAGAAAAGUUUGAUAAUGUUGAACUGAAAAGUUUAUUAAGCAGCCUUAACCCCGACGUAAAUGAGGACCAUGUUGACCACAAUGUCAACGAAUUGACGAUUGACGAAAUAAUAAAAAAGCACGAAGAUUACUUGAGAGCAAUUACGAAUUUUAAACUUCUCAGCGAAGAUAGCUUGGGCAAGUUAACACAGUCGAGCUAUAUUUCCCAGAUCUACGAGAUACUCCAUAUUAUUUUUAAGUUUGUUACGAGUUGUCGAGAGUUCCACCAUUUGAUUGUUAAUUAUGUAUUGGUGCUUAACCUCGAAGAGAAUGAAGACUCGUUGGAAGACGAUACGAUGGUGCAAAUUGACAAUGACUUGGAAGAGAUCGAGAGAACGUUAGUGGCAGUUGUGGAUAGAAUAUAUAAAGAUAUCUACAGUCUGGAGUUCAAGCUACGGGAGAGAGAAUUUGUGCAAGAUCUCAAGAUCGACUUUGAGCUCAGGGACUUAAGCAGACUUUUUUAG